AUGGCAGCAAUCCACUCCCAACUUGAUCCCCUCCCUCAAAAUCUCCCCUUUGAAAUCAUUUCUAAAACUAUUGGCCGCGGGGCUUAUGCAUCAGUCAAGAAAGGUCGAGUACCCCAAACUGGUGAAGUGUUUGCGGUAAAGUUCAUACACAAGCGGUACGCAAUCGAGCGGGGAAAGAUUACGCCACGACAGAUUACGGCGGAGAUCACCCUUCACAGGCACUGUGGGUACCAUCCGAAUCUCAUACAAUUUUAUGAUUACGGAGAGGAUGAGGUAUGGACUUGGAUUGGAAUGGAGUUUGCCUCGGGUGGGGAUUUAUUUGACAAGAUUGAACCCGAUGUCGGUGUUGCUGAGGAUGUCUGUCACUUUUACUUUACGCAACUGGUUGCCGGUGUUUCGUAUAUCCAUGGGCAGGGGAUCGCCCAUAGAGACAUCAAACCGGAGAAUAUACUGCUCGACGAUCGUGGGAAUUUAAAGAUUGCUGAUUUUGGUCUUGCCACGGUCUUUAGCUUUAAGGGCUCAUACAAGUCUACUUCAAACGUCUGCGGAUCCCCUCCGUAUGUUGCGCCGGAGGUGCUGAUAGGGAGUUAUCGGGGGGAUCGGGUCGAUGUUUGGUCUAGCGGUGUAUUACUCUUUGUGCUAUUGGUGGGAAACACACCCUGGGACGAGCCUGGUCCCUUGUCGUGGGAGUUUGAGGAGUUCAAGAGAACCAAUGGCCGCCCGACAUACGAUCCUUGGCCAAGCAUUUCUCCAGAUGUCCUUUCUCUGCUCCGGGGCAUGAUGAGAUUGGACCCUCUCACGAGGUUCACAUUUGAGGAAAUUCGGCGCCAUCCGUGGUUUACACGGUGCAAUCCCCAUCUCACGGAGGACGGAUCUUGCAUUGACAGCGUGAAUUUGGCAACGCAGUUGAUGGAAGGUUUACAUGUCAACUUUAACGACGUACCAGCUAGUCGAGGAGUAUCUCAAUCCGUUAGCGACGAUUUCAGCAGAUUGUCAUCAACGCAGCCGGAAACUCCGAUUGCCGAUGUUGACUUUGAAUGGGAGAGACCGUGGCAGUCUUCCUCACAACCCCUGGAAAUACCACAGGAUUUCAGCUCUCAAGAUUUCUGGGCUAGCUUGGCCGAGGAUCCCACCAUGAGCCAAUUUGCGCCUCAGCCCUCUCUCCCCCUGUCUCUUACCCAAAAUGCCCAAAAGUUCCAGGACAUCUGCCCCUCACAGCGCAUGACACGUUUUUAUUCUUCCUAUUCUUUCCGGCAGAUCUUGCCCAUCCUUGCGAGCGCUCUCCAUCGUCUAGGGGUCACGGCACCAGCGUUCAAGCCGUCCGACUACGAUGAUAACAAUACGGAGACCUGGAUACCCGUCAAGACAUUGGACAAGCGAAAGUGUCAUUUGAAAGGGGAUAUCCUGGUCGGGAGGAUGGCACCGGAUGUAUUGCAAGUUAGUUUUUCAAAGACAAUAGGUGACCCAUUGGAGUGGAGAAGGUUCUUCAAGGUAUAUAUCCAUCCAUUCAUUGGGGGGGGUGUCCGGUCCCUCCUACGGGUUCAUUGGCUAACCAAGGGGGUAAUAUGCAGAAAGUAG
Messenger RNA from Tuber melanosporum (Perigord truffle), 1578 nucleotides. RefSeq lists its product as uncharacterized. The transcript has 7 exons. NCBI's taxonomy places the organism in Eukaryota, Fungi, Ascomycota, Pezizomycetes, Pezizales, Tuberaceae. The coding region runs from base 1 to 1578 and encodes 525 amino acids. The record is from RefSeq and is a predicted model, not a curated record. Gene Ontology annotation, cellular component: nucleus; site of double-strand break; cytoplasm. Gene Ontology annotation, molecular function: ATP binding; protein kinase activity. Gene Ontology annotation, biological process: mitotic G2 DNA damage checkpoint signaling; protein phosphorylation.